CCUCAUGUCUUUGUGUUCCUGUGCUGAAGAAUGUUCUUGAGUUCCUCUGGUGGACUUUUGAGACGUCGUUUCUUUCCUGCUUUUUUCUUUUGCCUGUCUCAACGCGCUUCAGCUGUUCUCUCUUUUUCUUUUUCUCAGUUCCAGCUUCUCCAAUGGCUCUCCGGAAAGCUCUUCUUCAUAUCAGCCGUAAAUCCCUGCACAGUGACACGAGCACGCGGGCUUUGCUGCAGUCUCGCGCGCUGCACAGCUCCACCGUACCGGAGGAACCCGCACGAGCCGCCACCGACGCCGAGCUGAAGCACGCGGGCCCGGUAAAGAGCCUGCGGGAAAUGCCCGGUCCCAGCGCCAUCGGGAACCUCAUCGAGUUCUUCUACAGAGACGGCUUCAGCCGCAUCCACGAGAUCCAGAUGGAGCACAGUCAGAAAUAUGGGAAGAUCUUUAAGUCACGCUUUGGGCCGCAGUUGGUGGUGUCAAUAGCAGACCGAGACAUGGUAGCUCAGGUGCUGAGGGCUGAAGGUGUAGCACCUCAGAGAGCCAACAUGGAGUCGUGGAAAGAGUACAGAGACAUGAGGGGACGCGCCACUGGCCUCAUCUCUGCUGAGGCUGACGAGUGGCUGAAGAUGCGCAGUGUGCUGCGACAGCUCAUCUUGCGUCCACGCGAUGUUGCAAUAUUCUCAGACGACGUUAAUGAAGUGGUGGCAGACCUGGUGGUAAAAGUGCGCAAACUGCGAAGCCAGCAGCCUGACGGACUUACAGUCCUCAACGUCAAUGACAUGUUCUUCAAAUUCGCUAUGGAAGGUGUGGCGUCCAUCUUGUACGAGGCCCGUCUGGGCUGCUUAGAAGACGAGAUUCCCAAGAUGAGCCAGGAAUACAUCAAGGCCCUCCAUCUCAUGUUCAGCUCCUUCAAGACCUCCAUGUACGCCGGUGCCAUCCCCAAAUGGCUGCGACCCAUCAUUCCCAAACCGUGGGAGGAGUUUUGCCGCUCCUGGGAUGGACUCUUCAAAUUCAGCCAGAUCCACAUUGACAAGAAGUUGGCGGAGAUCAAGCAGAAUUUGGAGAGAGGAGAGGAGGUGAAAGGAGGUCUGCUUACUCACAUGCUGGUCACCAAGGAGAUGAAUCUGGAGGAGAUCUACGCCAACAUGACUGAAAUGCUCUUGGCUGGUGUGGACACGACCUCUUUCACAUUAUCGUGGAGUACAUACCUCCUGGCCAAGCAUCCCAUGGUGCAACAGCAGAUCUAUGAGGAAGUGACACAUGUACUUGGUGGACGAGUCCCGACCGCAGAUGAUGUUCCUCAGCUGCCGCUCAUUAAGGGACUCGUCAAGGAGACUCUCAGGCUUUAUCCUGUUCUUCCUGGAAAUGGUCGAAUCACUCAGGACGACCUCAUCGUGGGAGGUUAUUUCAUCCCCAAAGGGACUCAGUUGGCUCUUUGUCAUUACUCCACCUCCAUGGAUGAGGAGAAUUUUCCCAGCGCGGAAGAGUUCCGUCCUGAUCGCUGGCUCCGUAAAGACACUUCGGAUCGAGUGGACAAUUUUGGCUCCAUUCCCUUCGGCUACGGCAUCAGGAGCUGCAUCGGCAGGAGGAUAGCAGAACUCGAGAUGUACUUGGCUCUCACCCAGCUCCUUCAGAAGUUCCACAUCGAGGUGUCUCCGUUCACAGGCGAGAUCCGAGCCAAAACUCAUGGCCUGCUAUGUCCUGCAGCUCCCAUCAAUGUCAAGUUUAUCGACCGUGUAUAAACUCCCAUCCCCUUUCUAAAUGUACAUAUGUCUCUGAACUUAGUGUUUUUAGUAAACCCUUGAAAACUGAUUUGAAAACAGAAGUUUAUUUUGAAUCAUUGCACUUGUCCAUCAUGCCCAUUUAAUUUUUUUUUUUCAUUUAAAUGGCCUUUAAAGCCCUUGUCAUCUUCUUUUCAGAAUUAGAUGCUUACUAUUAGCUAUACCUUAUGUGGUGACUGCAAAAGAAGAAUAUGAUCUAUAUAUAGAAAAAUAUAAUAUACACCGAUCAGCCAUAACAUUAAAACCAGUGAUGGGUGAAGUGAAGAACACUGAUUAUCUUGUUACAGUGGCACCUGUCAAGGGGUGGGAUAUACCAGGAUGCACCAUGGGAAGAAGACGACCCAGCGGAGGCAGUGUGAUGCUCUGGGCAAUGUUCUUCUGGAAAACCUUGGGUCCUGGCAUUCAUGUGGAUGUUACUUUGACACUUACCACCUACCUAAACAUUGCUCCAAACCAAGUACACCCCUUCAUGGCAACGGUAUUCCCUAGUGGCAGUGGCCUCUUUCAGCAGGAUAAUGCGCCCUGCUACACUGCAAACAUUGUUCAGGAAUGGUUUGAGGAACAAAGAGUUCAAGGUCUUGACUUGGCCUCCAAAUUCCCCAGAUCUCAAUCCGAUCGAGCAUCUGUGGGAUGUGCUGGAUAAACAAGUCCAAUCCAUGGAAGCCCCAAAAUGCAACUUACAGGACUUAAAGGAUCUGCCAAGGAUCUAACCCACAGCACACCUUCAGAGGUCUUGUGGAGUCCAUGCCUUGAUGGGUCAGAGCUGUUUUGGUGGCAUAAAGGGGACCUACACAAUAUUAGGCAGGUGGUUUUAAUAUUAUGGCUGAUCGAUGUAUAUAAUGGUGAGUAGUUCUACCCAGAGUUAACAGACUGGCUGCACAAUGAAAAUUAUGAUAAUAGUGAAAUAAGCAUGAUCUAUGCCUAGUGCUAUAAAAGCACAGGCAAGCUGCAUCAUUGUUUAAAUUAUCCCGACAAUGUUUUUCGUAGUUGUAUAAGAAAAUCUCAUCAUAUUAUACAUGAAAAAAAAAAACAACAAAGUUAGUCUGAUAUUGCCAAGCUUCACAACUAAUACUAACAACUCAAAAGGGUUAAUAAGCUUCUUGCCAUCACAUGAUAAUAGACAGUUAAAUGAGAGGACAGUACAGCUGAUUGUCAACUAUUUUAUCAAAACAAUCAAUAUGCCUGCUUCUUUUGCACAUUGUAGUGCCAUGGUCUGUUGUGCAGUGUAACUAGCUAAACAGCAGAAUGUAGCAAUGUUACAUGAUUUUACUGCUUUCCUCAUGCAAAAUGCCACUAGAAAUAUGUAAAAACAAAGAGAUGUUCUGCCAUUCCUAUAUGCUUUCCUAGUGCUAGCACUGUUCACAAGGAUGCUGUCAAUCAGUAAGUGAUCUGAUGCCCACGUAAUACUGAUCAGGCAGAAAACAGGAAUUUUAAUAGCUUUAAGCUAUAAUUAAAUUGUAGUAAGGGAUAUAUAUUUGAAAUUGUUUUGGGCUUUAAAUUUUUAUGCAUAUACAAACUUCCAACUCAUGAUCAUUUUCUUAAAGCGAUUACAAAUGCAGUUAUCAAGAAAUGAAAGUCCAUGUGUUUUAACUUGACUGAAAUGAUUACCUAAUGGAUUCUGCUUUUCCUUUAUGCCUUUCUUGUCCUCGCAGAGACCCGGCUUGUCUUCGGGACCAUAGCCCAUAGGACUAAGUGGUGUCAUAACUGUGUCAUAACAGCAUCAUAACAGCAAACCAGCUCUUUUAAAUUUUGCUAAAUCUUUCAAAAUCAUUUAACAAACUCGACAUUUUGUACAACUUUACACUUUACAGGAUUUUACUGUAUUGGAGUUAUUGUGAACUAUUUAACCUAUAAUAUGUUAAAAUAAAUAUCUUACUCUUUCAGAUUGGAGCAGUGGUUCAGUCUGCUGCAGGACAUUUUUCAAGAAAAGUCUCCUUAUUAUAAAUACUCAUAUUUAGAGUUUUAACUGUGCGCUGUUGUGUAUGACAGAUUGUUGCUUUACAGUUAUGAAUGGUAAAUACUGCCUUGUGUGUAAAUACAUGACCUGAAUUUAACCUGUAACAUUUAAGGACUUACCACGAGGAAAUGAGCAGAGUUGUGUGUGUUAUGUGCCAAGAGGUUCCGUGAAGUGGAAUAUAUAAUGAUGGAAAAAAGGAAGUUCAACUACAUUGUGUAAAUAAAGAAUAACACUAGUGACUGUGAAUAUCAA
Molecule: messenger RNA, 3984 nt
Organism: Pangasianodon hypophthalmus (striped catfish)
Lineage: Eukaryota; Metazoa; Chordata; Actinopteri; Siluriformes; Pangasiidae
Gene: cyp27c1
Product: cytochrome P450 27C1
Exons: 9
Coding region: 153-1736 (527 amino acids)
Biological process (GO): glucocorticoid biosynthetic process; C21-steroid hormone biosynthetic process; cholesterol metabolic process
Cellular component (GO): mitochondrial inner membrane
Molecular function (GO): oxidoreductase activity, acting on paired donors, with incorporation or reduction of molecular oxygen; monooxygenase activity; heme binding
Source: RefSeq, a predicted model, not a curated record